AAUUAGGUGAAUUAGGCGGUCGUUUGUUAUUUGAUGAGUUAGGACAAAUAUAUAAAAAGCUAGAUUCUUAUAGUGAAGAACAAAAGUCUAGUUUUCCUAGAGGACUUAAAAGGCUUCCAAUCUUUUUAAACGGUACUGAUCCUUUUGAUUCACAAAGUUGGGUUACGGCUACAAACCUUGAUUUAAGUCUUGAAAGGGAUUUCAACAUUAAAAGAAGAGCAGUUGCCAAAUAUCUCACGGAAUAUCAAAAUCUUUUAGAAUUAGCUGGUGUGAAUUCUCCCGAUAUCCCUGUUUGGCACAAGCCUGAACCUAAAGAAGAAAAUGCUAGUAAAUUAUCAAAGUCUAUGAUAGAAUCUUUGAAUGAUGGAAAUAAAACACCAUUUAAUAAUGUCUUAUUUUAUAUUAAUGGUGAAAAUAUUUUUGCAAAUUCAUCAAUAUUAAUUUGUGCUGCCCCAUAUUUUAAAGAAAUAUUUUUUGAAGAUUUAUCAAACGUUUAUAAUCAAGAAUAUGAAGAUAUUGAACCGGAUUCAUUUCGUAUAUUGUUAAGAUGGUUGUAUGGAGAGCCAUUAUCUCAAGCUAUAGAAAAUAAUGGAAAGAAAUAUGAUGAUGGAAAUUUUCAAAUUUAUCAAGAUUUUUUGAUAGCUUCUAAAAAAUUUAAUAUUGAAUCAAUUAAAGAGCUGAUUGAAUAUAAAUUGGUUAUGUAUAUUAAUGAGGAUUUAAUUGAUGAUAAUUUAGAUAAAGUUAAAGAAUUGGCAGAGGAAUAUGGUUUAGAAGAUCUUCUUGAAUUUUGCGAAAAGAUUGAAAAAAUAAUGAGGGAUUAUGAUGAAGAGACAGAUAAUGAGUCUCUAGAAGAUAUAAGUGAAAAUAGUAAUAGUGCAACAAACAGUAACUCGACUAAUAAUGUACCGAAUAGGCGUUCUAUUAUAAAUAGUUUAAGGAUUAGGUUUAGCAAACACCUUCUGUCAAAAACAGAUACAGAGCGUAGAUUUGGGUCUUAA
Dentiscutata erythropus is the source of this 998-nucleotide messenger RNA. NCBI's taxonomy places the organism in Eukaryota, Fungi, Glomeromycota, Glomeromycetes, Diversisporales, Gigasporaceae. The record is from the annotation of a GenBank genome assembly.